AUGUCCAAUAAAGCGACCCUUAAACAGAUCCGACAGAUCACCGCGUUCGAGGAUAUCAGCAAUGCCAUCUCUCAGGUCUUUCAAGAUGCUCAAAUGAGUCUUUCGAGUCACCGCAAAUUGGUGAUUGUAUUAAAACACAUUUACGAAAGAGCAAUUGAGCUUGAAUUCGAGGAUGGGUUCUUGUUACGGCUCACCAAGAUGGUCAAUAAGAUCCUUCCUUUGAAAAAAGGUGAACAAGUCGGUGACCGCAUUGCCAAAUUCUGCUCAUUAUUUGUCUCCACAUUAUUCAAAGACGAGGAAAAGAACGACGAAAAUGAAGAAGAAAAUGAAGAAGACAGUCCAGCAAACAGAGUAGCCGAAUAUCUUUUGCGUCACUUGUUGCGUGGGCUGCAGGCGAAAGACAAAAACGUAAGAUACCGUGUUGUUCAAUUGAUUGCGUACUUGGUGAUAUUUGUUGGUGAGAUUGAUAUCGAGCUCUUCAAAGCUUUGCGAUGGUCUUUGAACCGUAGACUCUACGACAAAGAACCGACAAUCCGUAUACAAGCUGUUGUUGCUAUGUCUCGCUUCCAAGAAUUAGUCAUUCCAGGCGAAGAACAUGUUGAAGGGCAUAAUAUGUCGACCCAGAAGCUCAUAGAGGCAAUUCAAAAUGAUGACAGCGCAGAAGUCAGACGCUCAGCGCUUUUGAAUUUGCUCAAAACUCCAAAAACUAUACCUUAUUUGAUCGAGCGGGCUCGUGACGUAAACGCCAUAAAUAGGCGGUUGGUGUACUCUAGAAUUGCCAAAGAAUUGGGAGACUUUCGAAAUAUUGACUUCGAGUUACGUGAGGAGCUUUUGAAGUGGGGUUUGAAUGAUAGAGAUGAUAACGUAAAGAAAGCUGCCUCGAAAAUGGUCAUCGAUCAUUGGUUCACCACUGUCAAUUCUGAUAUCAUAUCGUUGAUCGAGAAUUUGAAGGUGUUGGAUAGCUCGAUGGCAGAAACAGCUAUGAAGAUCUUUUUCAAAUCUCGUGAUGAAGAUUUGAACUCAAUUGACUUGCCCAGCUCCAUGUGGAAGGAACUCACCACCGAGACUGCGUUUCUCUUGCGCACAUUCUAUGACUACUGCAAUUCAAAUGGCCAUAUCACCCUAAUUGACGACCGCUUUCCUGAGCCUGUUGAGAUUGCCGAAACUUUGGAAAAAUACUUGAAGCUUCGAAUGCGCAUGCUCGACGAAAAUCGUGAACUUAUAGAAAAGUACAAACGAUCCGAGAAAUCACAGAGACGGAUCGCAGCCCAGUUGGAUCUCUUGGCGCCAGAAAUUGUCGAAGCACAAGAACAAGUCAAUGAGGAAAAGAGCAAACGUGCCCAGCAGAAGUUACAGAAAUUAACCAAAGAUGCAUCAGCAUUGGAAGAAGAAUUGAGAGCAGAAGUGAUGAAAGCGAAGGAGUUCGAGACUGAUUAUAACGAGUUUUCGGAUGUGUUUGCUGACUUGGAGUUUGUGAUCAAGCAAUUACUUCUUAUCGCAAAAGAUUACGAUUUCAGCGAUGAAAUUGGAAGAAGAAGAAUGCUACAGAUCGUGCGUAGCUCUUUGGCCGACGACAACUUAUCGAGCAAGUUGCUUGAGCUGUCAUUGCAGGUUCUUCGUAAGAUUUCCAUUAGUGAGCGUGACUUUUCAUCCAUGUGUGCCGAGAUCAUCAAUGACUUGCAAGAUUCAUAUCAGACUUCCAUCGAGGACACAAUUAUAGGCCAGAUGGAAAAUGACAGCGAGGACUCAGAUGAAGAAGGUGCAAAUGAAGAAGAAUCUAGUCCCGAUUCUAAUCAAAAGCGCAGAAGAGUCGAGCCUAAACAAGCACCAGAUGAGCUCACCAUUCAGUGCUUACGGCUUUUGCAGCAGGUUCUCGAGCUUGUACAAGAACCCUUGAGUAGCAAUUACGCCUUGGAGUCUCUUAUUCAGAGCUUGGUAAAGCCCGCGCUUGACAGAUGGGAUCACAUUCAAAUUAGAGCCCUUGGAAUGAAGUGUAUGGGCUUGUUCUGCCUUUUAGACCAGCAAUUGGCGAGUAGUUACCUAGUGGUGAUAGGAAAGGCUGCAGCUAAUACGCAAGGUGAAUUGAGAGUCAUUUGCAUCAAAGCCAUCGUUGACAUUCUUUCAGUACAUGGAUUGAGUGUGGUUGGUAGAGGAAAGGAAGUUGAUUCGCUUUCUUUGUCUCGGCUCUUUUCCAAGAUCUUACGACUGUACGAUGACCAUGAAGCACAAGCUGUGGUAGCUGAGGGUUUGUGUAAACUCUUCUUGGCAGACAUCCUCAAUAAUUUUGGAAAUGACGAGAAAGAAGACCCUAAACCUGAAGACAAUGAAGAGCAAAAGCUCUUGACUGCAUUAAUAUUGUCGUAUUUCCAUCCUUACAACUCGGACAACCAUGCAUUGAAGCAAACUUUGGCAUUUUGCAUUCCGGUUUAUGCUUUCAGUCACCCGUCUCAUCAAUUCAAACUUGCUAAGGUGAGUGGUGAUUGUUUUUUCCGUAUGUUCCGAGUAGAUGGUGGAUAUACUCGGUUCGACAACUUUACGACAGCCAAUGCAGUCAUGCAACAAAUUGUUCAUUGGUGUGAUCCAAAUAAUUUGGUAAAUUUGUCAGAGGAGGACAUCCUGAAGACCCCAUCUCAUGUAUGGCAAGCAGUGUCUAUGCUCCAGGCACUUGAACAAGAUACCCCAAGAAGUGUCAAGAAGACCAUCAUCACUUACUUGAACAAACUCUACAUAACAGAGAAGUUGGGAUCUACGGUGCUUAGAGCACUUCAAACCAGUCUCAACGAUACAAAGGCGUACUUUGAGACAUGCCAAAACGAGCCGGAAUUUACCAUGGAUGCAUCCACGGAGAAGAUGUGGGCCAAGUUUGAAGCAAAUGUUCAGGCAAUGAUAACUAAAGCCGACGAAGAGGAAGAAACCAGUAUGAAAUUCCAGAGUUCUAGGACAGGAAGUAUUAGCGAGUCGGCUGCCAGUCAAACCACUAGCCGUCGCGGAAGCCAAGCGCCGAGUGCCGUCAGUAGCCGAAGCGCUAGCAGGAAUGCCAGUAGAGCUGCCAGUAGAAAUUCUAGCAGGAAUACUAGCAGAAGACCUAGUAUGGCUGAUGAGGAGGAUAACGUUUUUGGUGGAUCGAACAAAGACGAAGAACUUGCAGAAAUCGAUAAGAUGUUAGAACAAGAAGAACUGGUGGAUUACGAUAUCUGA
Molecule: messenger RNA, 3198 nt
Organism: Meyerozyma guilliermondii ATCC 6260
Lineage: Eukaryota; Fungi; Ascomycota; Pichiomycetes; Serinales; Debaryomycetaceae
Gene: YCG1
Product: condensin subunit
Exons: 1
Coding region: 1-3198 (1065 amino acids)
Biological process (GO): mitotic chromosome condensation
Cellular component (GO): condensed chromosome; condensin complex
Source: RefSeq, a predicted model, not a curated record